UUUGAAUUGUCUUUGGCUGCAGGAUGACACAGCCAUGUAUUCACAUGCAGCCUGCAUUGGUGUGAUGGUGUUUCUACUCUUCUGUCCAGGUGCUUCUGGAGUGCCUGUCUGGAGGGUCGACUUUACCACUGAAGGAAAAUGUGUCCCUCUGGGUUCAUCAGUAGAUAUAGGAUGCUCCUACACAUAUCCCAGUGAUAACAAAGUUGAAACAACUCUCUGGUUGAUACAAGACACAUUAGUGGAUUUCAGCAGCGCUCCUCAUCAGGGACGUCUGAUGUAUCUGGGUGAUAAUCAUAACAACUGCACCCUGAGAAUAACAGAUGUGAGACACAGUGAUGCUGGAGAAUAUAAGUUCAGAUUUAUUACUAAUACACCAGUUGGGAAAUGGACUUCUAAAUCAGCCUUUACUCUCUCUGUUGCAGCUCUGCAGGUAGCUAUGAGUCCUGCCUGGGUGACAAAGGGACAGACAUUGACACUGACCUGCAGCACCACCUGCCCUCUGAGUACCAACCCCACCUUCACCUGGUCCAAACCUCUUUCCAGCCAACCUAUUAUCAGGGGCAACACCCUGACUCUGACCUCAGUGAGUGAGAUAGAUGCAGGCAGUUACUCCUGUGCUAUAAAAGGACUUGAGGAUCAUCCCUCUUAUUCAGUGUGUGUUCUGGGUUGCUGGAGUGUGACCUAUAAUACUCCUCAGAGUAUCUGUGCUGUGGAGGGGUCAUCAGUGGACAUGAGCUGCUCCUACUCGUAUCCAAAUAAUGUGACAGUGACUAAAACUUUCUGGCAUAAACAAGGGUCUGUGGAGGAUUUAAAGAAUACGGGGGCAUAUAAGAAUCGUGUCACAUAUCUUGGGAACACCAGGAAUGAGUGUGGACUGAAAAUAGAAAGUGUGAGAGAGAGUGACUCAGGAGAAUAUCAGUUCCAGUUUAUAACAAAUGAUCCCAGAGGAAACAUGUCUGGAAGUCCUGGUGUUACUCUUUUGGUUUCAUCUCUGCAGGUCAUGAUGAGUUCUGCUGCAGUAACAGAAGGAGGAACUGUAUCCCUGACCUGCAACUCCACCUGUCCUGCAAACAACAUCACCUACACCUGGUUCCAGAACAGAGCACCUCUUACCCAACACACAUCCAGAGAUCUGAUCCUAGACCCAGUCAACAGUGAUGAUGCAGGCAAUUACUCCUGUGCUGAAGGAAAUGAAAAAUACCCCUCACCUGAAGUGACCCUCAGUGUCCAGUCUGGUGCAACACCACUGAAUAGAUUUCUUCUCAUAGCGGUGGGAGUUGUACUGGCUGUGACUUUUACCAUGGUGACUGGGAUUGUUUGUUUUAGAAGGAAGAGGAAGACAUCCACGGAGGGCACAGGAAGACAGACAUCAGAUGACAGAGGGAUGAGCAUGCAGAGAGAAGGAAUGCAGGACACUGAGCAGCAGGGAGACUCCAGUCUCGUCUACAACGUCUCUGCAGUGACCAGGACCUCUGACCAACAACACAGAGUGGACUCAGUAGAUCAAGAUGACGUAGCCUACGCCAGUGUCCAGUUCAAGACCAAAAACAAGGAUGGCGUCCCGGACUCUACAGCUGGGGAGGAGGCUUCAGUGAACGUCCUUAGUCCCUCUAGUGGUGCCACUUUGAAUUGUCUUUGGCUGCAGGAUGACACAGCCAUGUAUUCACAUGCAGCCUGCAUUGGUGUGAUGGUGUUUCUACUCUUCUGUCCAGGUGCUUCUGGAGUGCCUGUCUGGAGGGUCGACUUUACCACUGAAGGAAAAUGUGUCCCUCUGGGUUCAUCAGUAGAUAUAGGAUGCUCCUACACAUAUCCCAGUGAUAACAAAGUUGAAACAACUCUCUGGUUGAUACAAGACACAUUAGUGGAUUUCAGCAGCGCUCCUCAUCAGGGACGUCUGAUGUAUCUGGGUGAUAAUCAUAACAACUGCACCCUGAGAAUAACAGAUGUGAGACACAGUGAUGCUGGAGAAUAUAAGUUCAGAUUUAUUACUAAUACACCAGUUGGGAAAUGGACUUCUAAAUCAGCCUUUACUCUCUCUGUUGCAGCUCUGCAGGUAGCUAUGAGUCCUGCCUGGGUGACAAAGGGACAGACAUUGACACUGACCUGCAGCACCACCUGCCCUCUGAGUACCAACCCCACUUUCACCUGGUCCAAACCUCUUUCCAGCCAACCUAUUAUCAGGGGCAACACCCUGACUCUGACCUCAGUGAGUGAGAUAGAUGCAGGCAGUUACUCCUGUGCUAUAAAAGGACUUGAGGAUCAUCCCUCUUAUUCAGUGUGUGUUCUGGGUUGCUGGAGUGUGACCUAUAAUACUCCUCAGAGUAUCUGUGCUGUGGAGGGGUCAUCAGUGGACAUGAGCUGCUCCUACUCGUAUCCAAAUAAUGUGACAGUGACUAAAACUUUCUGGCAUAAACAAGGGUCUGUGGAGGAUUUAAAGAAUACGGGGGCAUAUAAGAAUCGUGUCACAUAUCUUGGGAACACCAGGAAUGAGUGUGGACUGAAAAUAGAAAGUGUGAGAGAGAGUGACUCAGGAGAAUAUCAGUUCCAGUUUAUAACAAAUGAUCCCAGAGGAAACAUGUCUGGAAGUCCUGGUGUUACUCUUUUGGUUUCAUCUCUGCAGGUCAUGAUGAGUUCUGCUGCAGUAACAGAAGGAGGAACUGUAUCCCUGACCUGCAACUCCACCUGUCCUGCAAACAACAUCACCUACACCUGGUUCCAGAACAGAGCACCUCUUACCCAACACACAUCCAGAGAUCUGAUCCUAGACCCAGUCAACAGUGAUGAUGCAGGCAAUUACUCCUGUGCUGAAGGAAAUGAAAAAUACCCCUCACCUGAAGUGACCCUCAGUGUCCAGUCUGGUGCAACACCACUGAAUAGAUUUCUUCUCAUAGCGGUGGGAGUUGUACUGGCUGUGACUUUUACCAUGGUGACUGGGAUUGUUUGUUUUAGAAGGAAGAGGAAGACAUCCACGGAGGGCACAGGAAGACAGACAUCAGAUGACAGAGGGAUGAGCAUGCAGAGAGAAGGAAUGCAGGACACUGAGCAGCAGGGAGACUCCAGUCUCGUCUACAACGUCUCUGCAGUGACCAGGACCUCUGACCAACAACACAGAGUGGACUCAGUAGAUCAAGAUGACGUAGCCUACGCCAGUGUCCAGUUCAAGACCAAAAACAAGGAUGGCGUCCCGGACUCUACAGCUGGGGAGGAGGCUUCAGUGAACGUCCUUAGUCCCUCUAGUGGUGCCAGUAUAGGAGGAUGCUGUGAUCUACAGCACCGUAAACAAACCCAGACGCUGAACACAAAGGACCACAGUCAGUGCCUGAUGACCUCAUUAGUGACCUGACCAUCUGUGCAUCUGCAGUGCCAACACAGGGCCAACCUGCAGCUAUAGAACUAGAAGGAAUAUUUCAUGUAUAACAUUGCAUGCAUUCAUGAGUUUGGAUGAACGGGUGAAUAGGGAUCAUUAUUUUUAGCUGUUUGCAUUAGAUUUGAUGUACUUGCAAUCCUUUAUGUUGCCUUUUGUAUUCAGUUGCCAUGUAAAUACAGUGAAUUCAAUAUGAUGUAUGUAACAGUGCGUUAUAUAUUGUGGAAAUUAUUGUAAUAUUGUUAUUGUAUUUAAUGAUCAUGUUUUCUUCUAUCUUUUCAGUAAUAUUCAGAUAUUGCAAAUGUACUUCAGUGUGUGUAAUAGACAUUUAUUGAAUACAUGCAAUAUUAUUUCAUAUGUUUUCUUUGUGCUUAUAUUUGUGUAGUGUAUGGAGAUACUGACACAAUCAAAAUGUGUUUUAAUUUUGUAUUAACAUAUAUGUUUUAUAUUAGAUUUCAUGUGAUGUAAUGAUUGGCUAUGGAAAUUGUGUAAACUCCAGAAGUGUUGUGAAGAGUGAUGCUGUGAAGAGUGAAGUUUGGUGAAUCAUAAGUGAUGUAUGUUACCUUGGUUAGCUAAUUAA
Messenger RNA from Alosa sapidissima (American shad), 3944 nucleotides. RefSeq lists its product as uncharacterized. The transcript is spliced from 17 exons. The record is from RefSeq and is a predicted model, not a curated record. Lineage: Eukaryota; Metazoa; Chordata; Actinopteri; Clupeiformes; Clupeidae. Bases 35 to 3343 code for a protein of 1102 amino acids.